This is a messenger RNA of Pseudovirgaria hyperparasitica, 1829 nucleotides long. RefSeq names its product cobW domain-containing protein. The transcript has 3 exons. The record is from RefSeq and is a predicted model, not a curated record. Bases 81 to 1817 code for a protein of 578 amino acids. NCBI's taxonomy places the organism in Eukaryota, Fungi, Ascomycota, Dothideomycetes, Acrospermales, Acrospermaceae.
CACAAAAUACUCUAUUUGCAAAAUUUGUUCCAUCGCUGGAGUGAGCAUCCCGUUUGUGAGUAGGUACAACAAGAUCCAAAAUGGUAAAAGCGAAGACGAGAGCGAGCACAAAGAAGGCAGCGGCGGCACAGGUUGUCAAAGUGCCCCCUAAAGCCCUCCCGGUCACUCUCCUAUCAGGCUUCCUGGGAAGUGGAAAAACCACCCUUCUUCAGCAUAUCCUGCGUAGCGAGCAUGGUCUCCGCAUCGCCGUCAUCGUGAACGAUAUUGGAGCCAUCAACGUCGACGCAUCUCUUAUCAAACAGACUCACCAUCUCACCCGUACAGAAGAGAAGGUCGUAGCGCUCCAGAAUGGCUGCAUCUGCUGCACGCUUCGUGGCGAUCUCCUCGAGGAACUCGUCCGUCUCGCCGAGCUGCAGUCUUUCGACUACAUCAUCAUCGAGAGCAGCGGCAUCAGCGAACCUGAGCAAGUCGCCGAGACAUUCGACGCUCGCCUCGCUGAAACGAUGAACGAGAUGGGCGAAGGACCAGAAGGUCUCGACGAGGCCAUGAUGAAAGUCCUUGAGCAACUCAAACAAGCCGGCGGCCUCGAGAAAUUCGCCCGCCUCGACACCACCGUCACCGUCAUCGACGCCUUCACAAUCUACCACGAUUUUGAGACCACAGACCUCCUCUCCAGCCGCCGCGACGACGUGGUGCCCGAAGACGAGCGCACCGUCUCCGACCUGCUCGUCGACCAGAUCGAAUUCGCCGACGUCAUCAUCCUCAACAAGACCGAUCUCGUGUCCCCGUCCACGCUGGAAUCCAUGCUCACGCUGAUCAGAAAGCUCAACCACCGCGCCAAGAUCAUCACCUCCAAGUACAGCAAAAUCGACGUCAAGGAGAUUGUCAACACCGGCAUGUUCAACCUCGAGCGCGCCCAGACCGGCUAUGGCUGGCUGCAGGACCUGCACGAGAUGACGCUGCGCGAAGUCAACGGCCGCAAGGCCAUAGCACCCAAGCCCGAGACGGAAGAGUACAACGUGCGCAACUUUGUCUACACACGCCGCCGGCCCUUCCACCCUCUGCGGCUGUUCCAACUGCUGCACGACAAGUUCAUCCUGCAGCUCGAGCACGGUGACGACGAAGAGGACGACGACGAGGCCAUGGACGAAGACGAAGAGGAAGAAGAAGACGAAGACGACGAAAUGGCCGACGCCGACGCUCACUCCUCGGACGCGUCGCCCGACGGCUCAGCUACAUCUGGCGACCCGGUCGAGUACCCCGAGGUGCCCGAAAACGACGUCGUGCUUGCGAACAAGAAGGCCCAUCCGUUGUUUGCGCGCCUGUUCCGCUCCAAGGGCGAGUUUCACCUUGCCACGCGGCACCACCGCGCCGGUGAGUGGUCGCAGGCAGGUGCCAUGCUCACCCUGUCUGGAGGCCGGCCAUGGUUCUGCACGAUCCCGUCCAGCGAGUACGUUACUGGCAACGCGGAGAUUGACGCGUUGGUCGAGCACGAUAUUGCUGCCGGUGGAGAAUGGGGCGACCGAAGACAGGAGAUCGUGUUCAUCGGAGAGGCGCUGAAUAUCAAGGGUAUUGAGGCAGUGCUAGACGAAUGUCUGUUGACGGACAAGGAGAUGUCGGUCUGGGAAUCGAUCAUGAGGGACAAGGGACUGACUGUAGAAGGGAAGAUGGAUGCGUUGGCAGAUGCUUUCGAUGACGGAUUUCCAGAGUGGCCGGAGGAGGAAGAGGAGGGCCAUGAAGGACAUGGACAUGGGCCUGGAGAGCAUGGCCUGAAGAGGCCGACUCAUCGUAUUACAAAGGAUGGCGUUGUGAGGUGAGAUGAAUGGCAC